UCACGCUGCGCAUGCGCUUUUGUACCAUAGCGACAUGAAUAGUUUUCAGUAGCAACCGUAACUGUGCGCGGAAUAAGUCGUUUUAAAAGAGGGAGUCAUGUCCUUUCUGCUGGACGAGACAGCUGCAGAUGUCCCAGUCAGAGACAUCAUGGUCGGCCUGAGCCGACUCACUGCUGCUCCACCAGACUCUUCAGUGUUUCAGCACAAUCGGGCUCGACAGGACAUCUCGCAGGUGUCCAGGGAGGAGCUGGAGGACCGGUUCCUGCGUGUCAGUGAAGAGACGCUGCAGCUCAAACAGCAUAUUCAUCGACAGGAUGACAAGAUCAAGAAGCUGGGAACGAAGCUGAUGCGUCUGGUGAAGGACCGCGGCCGGAUGGAGCAGCUGGUGGCGGGGGGAGCGCCGCCAGCCUCCAAGGUCAGGGACGUGGAGAUGGAGGAGAUGAUGGAGGAGCUCCAGGAGAAGGUCCGAGCUCUGCAGGCAGAGAACGAGGGGCUGAAACAGCGCCUCCUGCUGGCCAAGCAGCAGCUGAUCAACUCCCAAAGCCGGAGGCCAUCGCCGUACGGACACAUCCAGUCCCGGGUCAACUCCGGGAUGAAGAAGCUCCGGGACGACGCCUUGUCUCUGUCUCCAGCGCGACCCAGAAGUAUGAGAAGCUUGGAUGGAGGUGGGAAACCUCCGCCCGGCCAGCUGCCGCGGUACGGACACAGCCUGCUGGAGGAGGCCAGGGCCGAGAUCCGCAACCUGGAGAACAUGAUCGAGUCCCAGAGGAACCAGAUGGAGGAGCUGGAAGGAGCCUCAGAGCGGCUGAAAGAGGAGCUGAGGAGGAAGGAGGCUGAGUAUGAGGAGGCACUCCUGGAGGUCCGAGAGCAGCAGACCUCCACCCUCAGGUCGCAGGUCAACAACAACGUGUCGAUGAUCAAACUGCAGAAGCAGCUGGCCGUCCGGUCCACCGCCGUCACGGAGCUGGAGCAGCGCUUUCUGCAGCUGCAGCAGGCCCAGCAGACCCUGAAGGUCGCUCAUGACGCAGCAAUGUCGAAGGUGGACGAGCUGUCGGCUCAGCUGAAAGAUGAGCGCCUCAAGCGUUUGGAUCUGGAGAAACAGCUGCAGACCAUGAGCAUCACCAAGUCCCAGAUGGAGCAGCUGCAGGACCGGAUCAGCGAGCUGGAUCAGGAGAAGGAGCUCCUGAGCGAGAACAACAAGAAGCUGCUGGACAGAGCCUUUGAUGUGUCUCCGCAGCAGAAAUGGCAGCUCCAGGAGCAGCACCUGAAGUUACAGAUCAGUCAGCUGGAGACGGCGCUGAAGGCCGACCUCGUCGACAAGAACAAGAUCCUGGACCAAAUCAAGGCUGAGAGGGAGGAACAUGAGAAGCUAGUAGAAGACCAUCAGAAGCUUCAGAUCCAGUAUGUGGAGCAGAAACAGCAUCUGGAGGAGCUGAAGAACCAGAUAAAGAUCUACAGCAGGGAGACGGACUACAGCGUGGCCGAGCUCACAGAGGCGCUGCUGCUCGUGAAGAAGCGUAAAUCCCAGAGGAGUGGAGACCUGGGCUUCCUGGAGGAGGAGGAGGAGGAGUCCUCCAUCAGAGAGCUCAGAGCUGCUCACGCCGAGACCAUCCAGGAGCUGGAGAAGACCCGAAACCUGCUGACUAUGGAGAGCCGGAUCAGCCAAGACUACAAGGCGGAGCUGGACGCUGCCUUACAGAAGAUAAAGAGAGACAAAGACGAGUACGAUCGAACGCUGGAACGUCAGGUUCAGCUGCUGGACGCCAGGGCGGCAAAGAUCAGCAAGUUGGAAGCUCAGCUCAGAGACGUCACCUACAGAGCCUUCAGACCGGACCUCACGGCCAGGGACGAGGCCGACCAGACUCCUCACCUGGAACCUGGAGAGAACCUGCUGGAGCUUCAUAUUGCGAGCGCCACGCUGUCUCCGCCCGCCCUGCAGGUCCUGGGUGACGCCGAACCCUCCACCUUCUGCACCUACUCCUUCUACCGGUUCGAGCUGCACUCCACCUCGGUGGUGACGGGCCACCAUCCCGAAUAUGGCUUCACCUCGCGGUACGUGGUCACCGUGGACCAGGACUUCCUGGAAUACCUGAACAGGUGCUCAGUCACCGUGGAACUGCACCAGGCCCUGGGUCUGGACUGGAGGACGCUGGCAUCAGGGCAGCUGGAGCUGCAGCAGCUGCUGGAGCAAGAGGGGAAGGUCCACGGCAGCAUGGCGCUGGUCGGCGCACAGGAGCAGGUCCAGUCCUUCGGAUCGCUGGAUUACUGGCUGAGGCUGAAGAUUCCCAUCACAGAGAAAAUCCGACUGCACCCAGAGCUGACCGACCAGAACCAGCUCUUCAUCACCGUCCAGCGCUGCACAGAACUGGGGUCCAGGUGCUCCCAGCAGCCAAGUCCGUACGUGGUCUACAAGUUCUUCAGCUUCCCCGACCAUCCCACCACCACCGUCCAGGACCACCACAACCCUACCUUCCAUGACCUGAGGUCCUACCCGGUCCUGAUGGAUGCAGAUCUGGACCGGUACCUGAAGUCAGAGGUGCUUCAGUUCUAUGUGUUUGACUACAAAGAGAUGGACACGUACCUGGGCAAGACCCAAGUCCCUCUGCUGCCUCUGGCCCACAACCAGGUGGUCUCAGGUGUUUUCCCAUUGGCUGAUCCCUCUGGACUUCCCGCCGGACACAUAGAAGUGACACUGAGGUGGAAGUUCACCUACCUCUGUCCACCGGGCUCCAUCAUGGCUGCUGAGGAGACUGGAUUCACAUCAGGGGAGAAAUCUGUGGAGGAAGCAGCUGAUCUGACGCCGCAACGCCAGCUAGACAGAGAGCGCCAAGACGCCGCCGCUAACUCUCCUACUUCUACGGCUCCGCUGCCCAAACUCAGAGGGCAGAAAAGACGAGACAAGGACACCAGACGAGUUACGUUCAUAGAGUCCACAUCACCUGACCACCAGCUUGAUGAGCAGAUCUCUGCAGAGAGAAGAACCACGCUCCCACCUGUACAGGUGCUGCCAAAAGCUCCCACAGAGGAAGAGGAUGAUGAGGAAGAGUCUCAUGUCUCUGAAGGCCAGCUGGUCCCUCAGUCCUUCUCUGAUGACUCGGACAUCUCGGAAGAAAUCACUGCAGAUGUGGAGGAGGCUCCUGCAGACUAUCAGAGAGAAUCGGCUCAGUCUGACAGCGAUGACUGCAUCGUUCAGGGGCCGGCCGCAGGGAGGAAGCCCUCAGAUCGUGUCCGGGUGGAGGUGGUCUCCCUGAGCCUGACGCCACUGUCCCGCCUGGCGUUGGACGACAGCGUGGUGCGUCUGUUUGUGGAGUACUCCUUCCUGGAUCUGCCCACCGAGGAAACCCCCCUGUCCCUGCCCAAACCCCCCCAGGGUCGGAGCAUCAACUACAACUACAGCAAAGUGAUUCCUGUGGACGCUGAGGAGAACGCUGCGAGGCGCCGGCUGCUGAAGGAGGUCCUGGAGGGUCGAAACCCUCACAUGGAGAGGAUCCGGUUCACGGUGGUGAGCGAGCCGCCAGAGGAAGAGGAGCAGGAGAGGGAGUGUGAAGAUGUGGGCGUGGCAUUCCUGAGGAUCCCUGAAAUCCUGGAGAAACAACAAGACCUGAUGGAGGCCAGACUGAGCGUGUUAGACGUGGAUGACAGCAGCAAGGUGCUCGGCAGUCUCACUGUAACCUUGGAAGGACUGGAGGCUCUAAGGGCCAUCAUGGAGGAGAGGGACUGCAAAUGAAGCUGCAUCAUUGACCCGGAAACAUCCAAACUGGUGCCACUCGGCUCCUGAUGGGCUCACGCAGAUGUUUAAUGUCUCUAAGUUCACCAUCAGGACCAGCAAGAGUCAGACUGCAGGCUGUGGAGGUUCUGAAGGUCCAAACUGGAGCUGUUCUGAAGUUUUCACAAGAACAAACAUUAAAGUGGUUGAAAGUGUCAACAAGAAGUUUUUGUGUGUAAAAAUGUUCCUCAGAACCGCCAUGAUGUAUCCAAACAGCAACUACAGGAGAUGAAACCUUCAGCUGUAAAUGAACAACAGAACCGGGCUGCACCGACCCACGCCUCACCUACC
Melanotaenia boesemani (Boeseman's rainbowfish) is the source of this 4057-nucleotide messenger RNA. RefSeq names its product RPGRIP1 like (gene rpgrip1l). Gene Ontology annotation, biological process: non-motile cilium assembly; retinal rod cell development. The transcript is spliced from 26 exons. Gene Ontology annotation, cellular component: photoreceptor connecting cilium. The record is from RefSeq and is a predicted model, not a curated record. The coding region runs from base 98 to 3727 and encodes 1209 amino acids. Lineage: Eukaryota; Metazoa; Chordata; Actinopteri; Atheriniformes; Melanotaeniidae.